GAAACUAAGCGCGGCGGUUUAGAGCAGUAGGAGUUGGGGUUUCGGAGAAGAUGGCAGAAGAUGAUAUUUUUGCGUUGCUCUGAUGACUUUGCACCGCCGAUGGAGCAAUAUGAUCCGUAAAGUUAUUCCAACAAUAUUGAGUGCUCACACCUACACUCGAAGGAAUAUCAACAUCAUCGGAUUUCAGGAUUCAUACUUACUCAGAAAAAGAUUACACUAAAAGAUUAAAAAAUGGAUGGGACGCGUGCUGCAGAGGUUCUUCCUCUGCUAGAAGAGCGUUUGGCAAUUUUGCCAGGUGGAAGAGAUCGUCGUGGUGGUCCAGUUCUUGUAUUUCCAACAACAUCACGACGAGAACGAGCAAAACCAGAAGAUUAUCGUCGUUUACUUCAAUACCUUUUAGCCAUUCCAAACGAUGAAGCCAGAGGACUUCGAUUUACCGUAAUCGUUGAUAUGAGAGGUGCCACGUGGGACUCUGUAAAACCGAUUUUAAAGGUACUUCAUGAGCACUUUCAUCGUUCGGUCCACGUUGCUUUCAUCAUAAAGCCAGAUAAUUUUUGGCAAAAGCAGCGUACCUCUUUGGCUAAACAGAAGAAGUAUAACUUCGAGAUCAAUACAAUUAGCUUGGAGGCUUUGGCCAAAGUAAUAGAUCCUUCUCAGCUGACUGCUGACUUGGAUGGAUCAUUGCAAUAUGAUCAUGCUCAAUGGAUAGACACACGUUUAGCAGUGGAAGAUUUUACAUGGCAAGCUGCGGAUUUACUUGAUCGACUUGAUGAUCUUCAAGAGGAUCUCAGCCGUAACGACUUCGCAGAUGAUGUAGGCGGUGCUAAACACGGCAUCGAUCUUCAUAACGAGAUGAGAAAAAAGAUAAUGAAAGUACCGGUUGAAGAGGUCGAAGUUGUAGGCCAAAGAUUACUCCAACGAUUUAAUAGUAGUAUGAGUGGAAGUUCAAGCGAAAGUGGAAGUAUUGAGGGAGGAGCAUCAGGUGGUGCGGAUCCUGAUGGUCGUGCACUUGCAGCUAUAGUUAUUCAGCAUUUAGACUCUGUUCAUGCAGCUCAACAGCAUCUUUUACAACUCUGGCACAUUAAAAAGACGAAAUUGGAUCAAUGUUUUCAGUUACGAAUGUUUGAACAAGACUGUGAGAAAAUGUUCGAUUGGAUUUGCCAUAAUCGAGAACAUUUCCUUUCCAAUUACGUAGAAAUUGGACGUUCAUACCAGUUAGCAAAAAAUUUACAAGAAGACCACAAGCAUUUCACCAUGAGCUCUAUGAACGUUUAUGUGAAUAUCAACAAGAUUUUAACAAUGGCAGGAAGACUAUUGGAGACACAACAUUACGCUGCUGGUCAUGUAAGAGCGGUGGCAGGUCGUUUGGACCGUGCGUGGAAAGAAUUCGCUGCGGGACUUGAUGAGCGUACUGCAGUUCUUAGUCUCAGUGUUGUUUUUCAUCAUAAGGCCGAGCAGUACGUCGACAGCGUGACGGGAUGGAGUCAAGCAUGCGAGUCGACAAAUCUGCCCAAUGAAAUUGCGGUUCUUGAGUCUCAUAUACGACAACAUCAGACGCUUUAUGAAGCCAUGUGUCAGGCGUAUACUGAGGUACACAGUACCAGUAAGAAGCUUCUCUAUCAACUGGAUCAUCUUGUUCAAGUCUGUAAUCAACCUCAAGGGAUUGACCACUCCAACAGAAAACAUAGCCAAGACGGUCAUGGGAUGGAUAACCGCGGUGGUAUGAGUGGAAAUCCAGCCGCAGAUUAUAGCGAGGGUGCAUCACACGUGCUUGCGGUUAUUCAUCAGAUUUUAGGUCAUCACCGAGCUCUAGAAGCUCGCUGGCAUGCUCGCAAAGUUAAAUUACACCAACGACUUGCUUUAAGGCUAUUUCAAGAAGAUGUUAAACAAGUAUUGGACUGGUUAACUAAUCACGGUGAAGUAUUCAUUAGAAAGAAUACUGGAGUAGGUAGAAAUCUUCAGAAAGCACGAGUCUAUCAGAAAAGUCAUGAACAUUUCGAAAAUGUUGCUCAGAAUACUUAUACCAAUGCAACGAAAUUGCUCACAGCAGCCGAAGAACUUGCCCACACAGGUGAAUGUGCACCCGAUGAAAUUUAUGCUGUAGCACAGGAAUUAGAAGCACAUGUUAGCAGCUUCGCCACGCGAGUUGAACAAAGACGUCGUCGAUUGGAUUUAGCAGUUGUAUUUUAUACUCAUGAAAAAGAAUUAAGUGGAUGGGUAGAUGAACUUCGUCAAGAGUUACAACAAGAUGAAGUUGCUGAAAACCUAGAAACUGCAGAAAGGCUUUUAGAUCAGUGUGCGCAGCACAGAGCAUCGUGCUUAGAAGCUUGUACGUCAACAAUAGCCCAAGGUGAAGCUCUACUACAAGAAUUGAGAGACUCGACUGAAGCUCCAGACACAACAGGGUCAGUAAGCGCUGUAGAAGCCGCUCUUGACAGACUGGCAGUGCUUCGGCAAGAGUUGGAGGAGCUUUGGGCUACUCGUAAGCUUCGUCUGGAACUAUGCUUACGUUUGCGUGUGUUUGAAAGAGAUGCGCUCGAGGCAAGUGGACAGUUGGAAAUGUGGGCGCAAGAGCUCCGGGCACCACCAAGAGAAGGAUCACCAGAGCAAUUGCUUCGCGUGCACAAUGAUGGUGUAGCUCACAUGCAAAAUACUGCAUUCCAAGUUCUUCAACAGGGUCAAGAACUUGCUCAAGUAUUAGAACAAGCGGGUGUAUGUAUAAUGGCUGACGGUCAGCAUACUGCUACUGCACGAGUUCAAGUUCUUUUAGAAUUUUUAAAUGAACGAGAAAUGGAUGCCGAAGAUCUAGCAGAGUAUCGACGUGUGCGUUUAGAACAAACUGCACAAUUAGUUCAACUUCAAAAUGAUGCUCAGCAUGUAGCUAGUUGGAUCAGAAAUGGUGAAGCUAUGCUUUUAGCAUCACUACGAGUUCCUGAAAAUCUAUCAGAUGCAGAACAAUUGCGUUUAGAACACGAACAAUUUCAAGUUGCUAUUGAAAAAACACACACCUCAGCAGUUCAAGUAAAACAUCGAGCUGAUGCUCUAGUUGGUGCUAAUCAUUAUGACCCCAAAAGUAUCCGUGAAGUCGCUGAAGAUGUAACAAAACGGUGGCAGCAACUCGUAACUUGUGCUGAAGAAAGACAUAAACUUGUAACUGCAAGUAUAAAUUUUUAUAAGACAGCGGAACAAGUCAGGUCUGUGUUGGAUAGUUUGGAAAGAGAGUAUCGAAGGGAUGAAGAUUGGUGUUGUAACGGGGAAAAAGGAACUCAAGUCCAUACGCUUAUUAGCAAACAUCAAGAACAAAAGGAAGCUUUUCUUAAAGCUUGUACUUUAGUGCGCCGCACUGCAGAGACAUUUCUAAAAUAUACCAAUAGGAGUUUACAGUUUUAUAGUUACAAAAGUAUAAGUGGUGGGUCAGAAAAUAAAGUGAAAAAUAUUCUUGAAGAAUUAUUAAGCAAAGAAAAUAAAGUAUUAGAGUAUUGGACACAGAGAAAAAAACGUCUUGAUCAAUGUCAUCAAUAUGUCUUAUUUGAACGCAGUGCAAAACAGGCUUUAGAAUGGAUCCGUGAAACUGGUGAAUUAUACCUUGCAACACAUACAAAUGUUGGGAAAAAUCGUUUGGAAAAUGAACAACUUCUUUACGAACACAAUGAGUUUAAAGGGGCAGCAAAAGAAACGAGAGAACGAGUAAAAUUACUUAUUCAGCUAGCAGAUAAUUUGGUAGAAAAAGGACACGCUCAUGCUGCUGCAAUUAAACAAUCUGUGGCUGAAGUUGAUCAGCGAUAUAAGGAUUUUAGUAUGCGGAUGGACUGUUAUAAGACGCAAAUUGAAGAUGAUUUAGGAAUACAAUCAGAUGAUGGUCAAAAAGAUUUAUCAAUUGAUCGUAAUUCGGAUCCUCUUCUUGAAGAAAAAAUUAAAGGAAAAGAUCUAAAAGAGUUGAACGAAGAAAAACGUCGUUCUGCACGUCGAAAAGAGUUUAUUAUGGCUGAACUGUUACAAACUGAGAGAACUUAUGUGAAGGACUUGGAGACUUGCAUUCGAUGCUUUCUAGAGGAAACUCGAAAUGGUCGAGGCAAUGUUCCACCUGGAUUGCAAAGUCGUGAAUCAAUAAUAUUUAGCAAUAUGGAAGAAAUAUAUCAAUUUCACUCGGAUACAUUUUUGCGAGAACUUGAAAAAUAUGAAACAAUGCCUGAAGAUGUCGGUCAUUGUUUUGUUACCUGGGCAGCUAAAUUCGACAUGUAUGUGACGUAUUGCAAAAAUAAACCAGAGAGUAAUCAGUUAUUAGUAGCUCAUGGUGGAACUUGGUUUGAAGAUUUGCAACGAAAGCAUCGUGUCGAGCAUCCUAUUGCUGCUUAUUUGAUAAAGCCUGUGCAAAGAAUAACAAAAUAUCAGUUAUUGCUCAAAGAUUUGCAAGCUUGCUGUCAAGAAGGACAGGGAGAAAUAAAAGACGGGCUAGAAGUUAUGCUGAAUGUGCCUAAAAAAGCAAAUGAUGCCUUACAUUUGAGUUUACUUGAAGGCUGCGAUGUUAGGAUUGAUGCACUUGGUGAUGUAGUUUUACAAGAUUCAUUUACAGUUUGGGACCCAAAGCAACUUAUUCGUAAAGGACGUGAUCGUCAUAUUUUUCUUUUUGAACUCUACCUCCUAUUCAGUAAAGAAGUCAAAGAUUCGGCAGGAAAGGUCAAAUAUAUAUAUAAAAGCCGACUGAUGACCUCUGAGCUUGGCGUAACAGAACACAUCGAAGGUGACGAGUGCAAAUUUGCUGUUUGGACCGGACGUGCACCAACUAGUGAUACCCGUGUUGUAUUAAGAGCUAAUUCAUUAGAAGCAAAGCAGUUAUGGGUUAAAAGACUUCGGGAAGUCAUUCAGGAAACAUAUUUCAGUCUAAGUAUGCCCAAGAGUCCAGCAAAGAAGAGCUCAAGUCAAAGAUCUAGUAGAGACUUGGAGGAAUGUGCUUCUCUUGAUGAUAGUGUUGAAAACUUGGAUAGAAAUUCUUUAGCAUCGUUUGGAUCAACGAAUACUACAGAUUCAGAUAAGACAGGAGUGGCUGAAAUGACGUGGGUUGUAGCUGACCACUCAGCAGCCGCAGGAUCUCGAGAACUUAGCGUGACUAAAGGACAACAGGUCGAGGUGAUCGAAAAUGGUAGCGUACAUUCUGGAGGUAGUAACAGCGGUGAAUGGACUUUAGUAAGGUUACCAGCAGCUCCAGGUUCAACAGAACCUCCUGCUGAAGGUUUAGUACCAACCAGUGCGCUUAAACAACCACCCACAACUUCUUGCAAAACUUCACCUUCAAGAAAAGCACCGUCGCAAACUAAUAUCACAAUUGCUCAACAACCUGUCACUCAAGAAGAUACUGAUACUGGUGGGAGCGACGGGAAUGGAUCGGCUAGUACAAGCUCACCCGGAAACAGAAGGCGUGGUUUUGUUGGACGGAAAUGGUUGCCGCAACAAUUUCGUAAACUCAGUCAGGGUAAAACGGAAAAAUCAGGGACAGAUCGACCCUCAACCCUCAAGAAAACUAGCUCAGAUAAGAGAUUUAAACUACCGGCUAGUGACAAAUCAGGUCGAACAGUUUCCGAGGGUGAAGACGAGGAGGAAGUUGAAUGUGAUGAUAACGAAACCCCAGCAUUCUUGGAACAAAAUGGAGGAGAAGAUGCUGAAGACGAUUUCGAACUACCACCACCUAUGAAACCGAUUACUGAACCCAUUUUAGUUGCCACUGGAAACGGCCCUCCAGGGUCUACAAUACCCGAUGAAUUACCUGGCAAAAGGACUUCUGAGCGAUCAAUAAAGAGUUUGGAUGGGGCCACAACUGCUGACCUCGCAGAAAUAGAGCAGAUAGUUAAAGAGAGAAUGGAGCAACAUACAGAAAACCAAGAACGUCAUAGUUUGAUGAGAACUCCGGGUCGCCCUCCGUCUACUGAAGACAGUUAUAGUGGAAUGAACAGUUCUACAACUUCAGAAGAAACAGAUCCUGAGGCAACAGCACUUUCGAAGCGGCAAUUUGUCAUCAGGGAAUUGGUAGACACAGAGAGAGAUUACGUGAAUGAUCUCAAGCAUAUCGUUGAGGGAUACAUGGCUCUCAUGAGAGAUCCUGAUUGUGAAAUUCCUUUACCAGAAGACCUUCGUGGUGGUAAAGACAAAAUGGUCUUUGGCAAUUUAGAGGCAAUAUAUGAAUGGCACCGAGAUUUCUUCUAUAAAGCUCUUGAACGUUGUUUAGAAAGACCUGAAGAGCUCGGUCCUCUGUUUAAACGAUAUGAAAGAAAACUACAUAUGUAUGUUGUUUACUGUCAAAAUAAGCCAGUGUCUGAAUACAUUGUUUCCGAGUAUAUUGAUACAUACUUUGAGGAAUUAAGGCAGAAACUCGGUCAUCGUCUUCAGCUGUGUGAUUUGUUAAUAAAACCAGUUCAAAGAAUAACGAAAUAUCAGUUACUUCUUCGUGAGGCUUUACGAUUAACUGAGAAAACCCAAAGGAUAUCAGAAAUUGAAGGACUGCGUGCAGCAGCCCAUGUAAUGCGAGUUAUUCCUAAGGCUGCAAACGAUAUGAUGGAUGUUGGAAGAUUGCAAGGUUUUGAUGGAAAAAUAACAGCGCAAGGAAAACUGUUAUUACACGGCCCGCUUAUAGUUGCCGAGCUAUCAAAUUUACCGGCUCGAGGACGCGAGUGGCAAGUUUUUCUUUUUGAACAAAAUAUCAUUUUUAGCGAAGCGCUUGGCAAGAAAACACAGUUUACAAAUCCUGCCUAUAUAUAUAAAGCCCACAUUCAGGUUAAUAAAAUGAGUCUAGAAGAUUCAGUAGAUGAUCCAGAUAAGUUCAUCAUUCGUUCAACAGAUCCACGAAAACCUGGAUUAGGUUUUGCCUGUAGUAUAAUCGAUGACACUGGUCCCCGAAAACAAGAAUGGGUCGAUACGAUUACAGCGAUCCUUCAGACUCAACGCGACUUUCUUAAAGCAAUUCAAUCUCCCAUCGCCUAUCAAAAGGAACUUACCAAAGAUCCACUUCGUUCAACAACUCCAGAACCAAUUACUCGAGCAGCAGUGUCAGUGCCUCCAAUGCUGACUGUUCCUGGAGCAAACAAUAAGGAAAGAAAUAAUAGUCACAGGAAAACACAAGCAGUUCAUCGAUCACAUACUGGUGGUCUUGAUGAUUCACCACGAACUCCGUCGCCCACCAAAAGUAAACUUAACUUUUUCGAAGGAUUCAAGAAUACUUUACGGGCACGCUCUCCUGUCCGCACUAAUUCCAUUCCGGUUGCACCAGGUGCACGGGUAAGACUCGCAGCUGACUGGGGCAAACUUCACGCUGGUGAUGAACUUGUUGUUUCCCAUCUCGAUGGACCAGGAGUUGUAGUUUCACCAGUAGAUGCUAAAGAAGAACUUUGGAUUCCUGCAAGUCUCAUUCCUAAUUCAUCGAUCAGUCGGGCUUGGUCGUUCCGUCCACGUAAACUAGAUAAUGAAAAACAAAUCACCAGUCCUCAAAGAAGUAUUGAUAGAAAAACAUUACCUCCAAGGAUAUUGCAAGGAAGUAUUACGACUCCUGUGAAAGUAUCAGUCGGAGAUAUUGCUAGAUUAUCCAUUGAAGUAGAAAAUUUAGAAGGAGCACAUAUUUCUUGGAAAAAGAAUGAAGAACGUAAUAUUGAACCUGAUGAUCGUCAUCAGAUUCGUCAAAGUGCGGGAUUAGUUUAUUUAGAAAUAUCACGAUGUCGACUAGAAGAUGCUGGGACUUAUCAGUGCAACAUUCAAACAGAAAAUGGAUCAUGUUCAGCAAAAAUAACACUUUGUGUUACAGGAGGAAGUGGAGCUACUUGGGCUCGAGUAAUGGGAACAACAAAAGUUAAAGUAGACUGGGAAAAAGGAGAUAUUGAGGAAGGAAUUUUGGAGUGCAGAACAAUACCUUCUUCAACUUGGUUACCAAUUGUCGAAGAUAUAAAAAGCCCUCCAGUGAUAUUAGAGCUUUCAGCCGGUGCUUCUUAUAGUUUUAGAGUUGUAGACAAACUUGGAAAUGGAGGAACUGCACCUUCUGCAGUGAUUACUUUACCAAUAGACGAAAGUAUGAGCUGGGAAGCUGAACAGUUUGUUGGGAGAUAUUUGGAACUUGAUGAGCUUGGAAAGGGUAGGUAUGCACUUGUAAGACGUGCUAGAGAUCGAGGUACUGGUCAAGAAGUUGCUCUUAAGCAAACACCAAGACACAAACAGUCUCGAUUAUUGACUAGAGCAGAGUAUGACCUAUUAGCAUCCACUCAUCAUGGUAAUAUAAUUCGUGCUUUCGCUUUAUUUGAGAAUGCACCUCAACCAGGCUUUGAUACUAUUAUUCUCGAAUUAGUUCGUGGUCCAACUUUGUUUACAUAUUUAAGUAAAAAGACUGAAUACACAGAAGCAAUGGCUAGCAAAUUUGCUAAUCAAUUGUUGUCAGCCCUUCAAUGGUUGCAUCAACGCAAUAAAUAUCAUUUAGAUGUCAAGCCAGAGAAUGUAUUAGUAGAUCAAGACACUGGAAUAGUGAAACUUAUCGAUUUAGGUGAAGCGGUUCGGGGGCCAGUUGAUGAAGUUGUCCCACCUGCAGAUUUAGAAUUUGCCGCGCCUGAGCUUGUUCUCGGCAAACCUACUGGAUUUUAUACCGAUUUGUGGGCUACUGGAGUAUUUAUUUAUGUACUCCUGAGUGGUCUUUCACCAUUUUUGGACGACUCCGUUGAAGAAACAACCGCAAAUAUAUUAAAAUGCGAUUUUUGUUUUCCUGAUGAAUACUUUGAAUCUAUAUCAAACGAUGCGAAAGAUCUUUUAACAAGACUUUUAAGUUUAAAAGGAGAAGAAAGAGGAACUACAGAGUCUUGUCUUGCAUCACCAUGGUUCAGAAUAUCUAAAGGAGCAACUAUUCCCUCUGCAAGAAUGGCAGCAUUUAUUGACCGUAGAACUCACUGUUCAAAGUCACAUACAGAUCAUAACGAAGGCUUUUAAUACUAAGGUUAAUAGCCAUAUUGAAAAAAAUUUCCUUACUGGAUAAAAACCACUUAAAGCUGAACAAAUUAGUUUUGUAAAUAGAACAUAUAAAUUUUUACCUCGAAGCAAGUGACUAUUUUUCUCUAUGUUUCUCUACAAAUGAUAAGAAAACUUGUCUCAAACUCAUUUUGUAAUAAAUCAUCUAUUCGUGCAUUAUUAAGUAAUUGACCAUAUGUAAAUUUAGAAAAUAAGGAUAUCAUUGAGGAUAGAUUGAUAAUUAAAAAAAAUGAGAACAAUUA
Chelonus insularis is the source of this 9230-nucleotide messenger RNA. It is a transcript of the gene trio, whose product is annotated as trio Rho guanine nucleotide exchange factor. Bases 232 to 8949 code for a protein of 2905 amino acids. Lineage: Eukaryota; Metazoa; Arthropoda; Insecta; Hymenoptera; Braconidae. Gene Ontology annotation, cellular component: extrinsic component of membrane; cytoplasm; plasma membrane. Gene Ontology annotation, biological process: protein phosphorylation; axon guidance. Gene Ontology annotation, molecular function: protein binding; protein kinase activity; guanyl-nucleotide exchange factor activity. The transcript has 28 exons. The record is from RefSeq and is a predicted model, not a curated record.